This is a messenger RNA of Cladocopium goreaui, 1543 nucleotides long. The record is from the annotation of a GenBank genome assembly. Lineage: Eukaryota; Dinophyceae; Suessiales; Symbiodiniaceae.
ACCUCCUCAGCUGGCUUUGGGCGCGUUUUUCAUGGCGUGACUCGCUAUGCCCAGUGGCUUCGUGACCAAGUGGCUAGACCAUCGGAAUUUUGGCUUCGUGGUGCCAGAAGGAGGGGGGGAUGACGUCUUUGUGCAUGGCUCUGUCUUGGUGGAUGCAACCAGCUUGUCAGCAGGUGACCGUGUGGAGUAUGCACAAAAGAAGGCUGCGGCGAAGCCCACGGCCAGCAGCUGUCGACGCAUCGACAAGGACAUCCCCAUGGAGAGCAUCUUCCCUGAGGGCAGCUGUAUCACUUCAGUGCAGGACUUCUUAACGACUGCAGGUGUCAGCCCUGCAGAGAUGGAGUCCACCUACCGGGUGAUGUCCCCGUUCAUCGCCUCCAGUUCGGUUCGAUGUCCUUUCCUGGUUAUCUCUCAGCAAGGGCUUAUCGAUGGCUUCCGAGCCCCCACUGCUGGUGAACUGUCAACCCUCCUGCAGCUGUUGGUGGCAUAUGCUCACGGCUGUGAAGCUGAAGGAAGCUUCCUCCUAGCUGAUUUUGAGGGUGAGAUGCUUGGGCACUGUGGUGAACUCAGCACUGCUGCGGUCCUUGCCACGCCAGUCCUGGACAAGAUCUUAAGACCUGUCCCUUUCCAGCGCAAACACUUCCCGUUGGGGCUACUAGUUGACCUGCGAAGCUCUGCAUGUAUCGACGCCUUCCGUCCUUUGAUGGAGAGCCCAAAGAUUACGAAACUGAUGUGGGGCGCUGAUGCUGAUUUCGAGAGUUUGAUGCAUCAGGAGAUUCCCAUCCAGCUGAAGAUUGUGCCACAGGGUGUCUUGGACAUCCAAUUGGCCUACUCCACGGGUGAUCGUCGCCUCGGAAUGGCGCGGAUGUUGGAACGGCUGCCUUCCAACUUGGUCUCCGCCCUUCCGGAUAAAAAGCAGAUUGAUUGGCAUGCUUAUCAUUCCCAGAACCGGCGAGCGCUCCAUUUGCCAAUGUCUGUGAUGGAGGCGACCUAUGCCAUGGAUGAUUUGCAUCGAAUAGAGGCGAUCCUGGUGACUCAGAAGCCAAAGGAAAGCUCUUACCAAGCGGCACGGCGGAACACGGAGGAGGUUUUGGCAGAUGUGAAGGCUGACCCUUGCGGGUGGAAAUCGCUGGAGCGCAAUGAAAGCUUCUACCACAAGAGCCUGGGGGUGAGAAAGCUCUCAUGUGCUGUGCGCCUGGUAAGACACAGCAUGGCUUUAAGAUGGCGAGAAAAACAUGGUUUGGUGGAUCUGGGCGACAAGAAGGAGAAGGCAGCGCAGAUUCAAAAGUGGGCGGCCAGCGAGUUGGCCAACGCAGGCGUAGUGAUCCCAGAGGACCUGUCCUUCAUGGGGGACGCCAAGGCUCACAAGGCUGAGAAGGUCACUGCCAGUGAGGCCAGCCAGAUGACCUCGGAGGCGCCAGUGGGAGCGGUUGCUGCAGCGGAUGUUUCGGCAGAGAAUGGAAUGCCGACCGUCAACAUCCGCAAACCUGCGAGGCCGCCCAGACCGAGCCAGAAAGCCUGGAACCCAGGGCAUUGGCGCUGA